CACUGACAUAAACCGGUUUGACAAUUUUUACAGAGCCGCCGUAUUUUCUAUUUUGAAAAUUUUUAAGAUUAGCUAAUCCGAAAAUUUGGGCCCAGAACUUGGGCCGGUUCAAUAUUUUCUCUCCCGCCAUUCCGUAAGCCACAUUGCUUGUUAACACUUCUCGACCAGACGACCACCAGCAUUUUCGUUUCCUCUAGAAAGUAGGAGAAAGAGAGUUAUUUCAAACCAGAAGCUCCUUGCGAGACACAACGGCGAAAUCGUUCGAGCAUGUUGAGUCGCCGGUAAAAUGAAAUGGACUUUGCUGAGUAAGUCUCAGUAUCCUGCUCUACUUACCACAUUUCCCCACAAACUCCAAUGGCUGCUCCAUCUCCAGCUUCGCCAGUAUCGAGACCAACCGGCAGCCGGUGGAGAAUCCGUCGUCGAGACAAGACCGGGGGUCCUACAUGCUCGGGAUGUUAAAGGUGGUCCAUUUUGCGUCAGUACUGAUUCUUCGAUCAACUAUCUUUUGAGUCUUUACUCGAAGUCGGCAGAUUUUACCAACGCACACAAGCUGUUCGAUGAAAUUCUCGAUAGAGACUUGCGCACUUGGACCAUCCUGAUCUCGGGCAUCGCUCGAAAUGGAGCGCACAAGGAUGUUAUGGAACGAUUUAGGAGAAUGCAACUUGAGGGUGUAACGCCAAAUCAAUUUACUCUGUCGACCGUUUUGAAGUCCUGCUGUAGCUUGAUCGAGCUAAGAACCGGGAAAGGAAUUCAUGGUUGGAUUUUAAGAAAUGGGAUUGUCUUCGAUGUCGUGUUGGCAAAUUCAAUUCUUGAUCUCUACGUUAAAUGUGGGGCUUUCAGCUACGCGGAAAGGUUGUUUGGGGUAAUGGUGGGGAAAGAUACUGUGUCGUGGAAUAUAAUGAUUGGUGCCUAUUUGUAUCUUGGAGAUGCAAGCAAGUCUCUUGAAUUGUUUGAUGGUUUGCAGUCCAAGGAUGUUGCAAGUUGGAAUACCAUUAUAGAUGGGCUAAUAAGAUGCGGGUGUGAAAGCAUUGCCCUGGAAGUGCUUUAUAGGAUGGAAGGUAAUGGACUUGAAUUCAAUGCCAUAACAUUCUCCAUAGCGUUGAACUUGGCUUCUAGUUUGUCAGUUUUGCUACUGGGGAAGCAAAUUCAUGGCAAGGUUCUAAGACGUGGGAUUGAUGACAGUGGCUUCAUAACGAGUUCGCUUAUAGAUAUGUAUUGCAAAUGUGGGGAGUUGAGAUUGGCGGACAUGAUAUUUCAACAAAUGUGCCAGGGUUUCCUCCCUGUAGAUGCAAUGGCGAGGAGAGUUUCAUGGAGUUCAAUGGUGUCUGGGUAUGUAAAGCAGCGUGAGUACAUCUGUGCCUUCAGAACAUUUACGUCCAUGUUUGAGAAAAAUGAAGAGGUGGACAUUUAUACACUCACAAGCACCAUUUCUGCGUGUGCUGAGACUGGCAAUUUGGAGCUGGGGAGACAGAUCGAUGCCCGUGUUCAGAAAGUUGGGCAUAAAGUGGAUGCUCACUUAACUUCAGCAUUCAUCGACAUGUACUCUAAAUGUGGUUGUUUGAAUGAUGCUAUAAACAAGUUCAACGAAAGCAAUAAUGAUAUGAAUUUUGUGAUCUGGACUUCUAUGAUAUAUGGGUUUGGAUUACACGGAUGUGGGACGGAAGCUGUUAGACUCUUCGACCUCAUGUUAAAAGACGGUAGCAUUGCUCCUAAUCUGAUUGCAUUUCUUGGUGUAUUGAAUGCUUGCAGCCAUGCUGGGUUGUUUGAAGAAGGUGUCAGAUAUUUCGAAUCAAUGCAAAAUGUUCAUGGCUUGAAGCCAACUGUUCAACACUAUACUUGUAUGGUCGAUCUUUAUGGUCGGGCAGGUCGUUUGGACGAGGCGAAGAGAUUUAUUGCUGAAAAUGGCAUCUCACAUCUCACUGCAGUCUGGAAGUCACUUUUGUCAUCCUGCAGGCUCCAGAAAAAUGCCGAGAUGGGAAAAUGGGCCUGCGACAGACUACUCGAACUGGAGCCACUUGAUCAAGGUUCUUAUGUUCUUUGUUCAAACAUUUUCUCUGCCGAUGGCCACUGGGAAGAGGCGGCCGAAGCAAGGAGUUUGAUGCUCCAGAGAACAGUUGACAAAGUCCCUGGUCAGUCUUGGCUCUAACUGAAUCAUCCACAGCCACAGUUUUGGUUGGUCUCAGUGUAGUACUUAAUCAACGAGAAGGACGUGAAAUAACAUUAACGAGCAGCAGCUAAAAGGUACGUAUAUGUAGGCGAAAAGUGAAAAGCUUUGUUGACAGUUUUUUCCUGUGUAAUAUUGCUGCCCAGACUGCAGAGGAAGUCUUUUGCAUUCAUGAUUGCCCCUCCUACUAACUGAAAACGCCAUUUAAUCCUUUUGAUUAUUACAGGUUACAUAUAAUGAGAAGCUUAAAGAUGGAGCUUGCUUGGUUUGGAUGGGCAAAAGGGGGAGAUGUGGGUUUUCCAGCUUGGUAGUGGAUCGACCUCAACAAACCCACCAUCGAUGUCUUCACUGUUUCGCUGUUGAGAAGAAACCAAACAUUCUAACGUAAGAAAGUUGGUGGCUUUUUUUGCUUCAACUGAGUUAUUAGUGACUCACCAUCAUUCCUCAUUACUAACCCCAUACUGCGUGUCAAAAGGUUAGAGAAGAGAUCACUUUCUAUCCGAUGAUGCUCUGUUUUUUGUUGUUUAGCUAUCCGAUGAUGCUCUGUUUUUGUUUGUUUGGUAUUUUGGUCUAUCAUUCUUUUGGCCUUGAGAAUCAAGGAAGUGGAGUCUGGUCUCCGUCCUCCCACUACCAUAACUUCCAACGCACACCAAUCCUCGUUUGGUAUUUUGAGUCCAAAUUAAGUAACCCUUUUACACAUGCAGGACAAGGCACAGAAGAAAUAAACACAAGGAAGAAGAAUGGUGGAGCUGUGUAUGAAAGUGGCGCCUUUGUGUACAAGAGAGACAAAGUAAGAAGGUGAAACCAACUCACUUCCCUCGCCUUUAACGAGAAUUUCCACGAGGUAAAUCUUCUUCUUCCUCCUCAAUGUAACCGAGUUGAAUUACAUUAUGUACCCAUCAAUCAUCACCUCCCUUGCAUCACAAAAGCAUAGAAAGAGAGAAAAAAGGUGCACACGGACAAAGAUCUACCCACUAACUAUAUAUGCUUUCUUUCUUUCUUUCAUUCUCUUUUUUGGGUGUCUACCGAACAAAUCCAUACAUGUAUCUUGGCUUGGUAUACAAAUCAAAUGUGAAAUCAUAG
Linum trigynum is the source of this 3247-nucleotide messenger RNA. Lineage: Eukaryota; Viridiplantae; Streptophyta; Magnoliopsida; Malpighiales; Linaceae. The record is from the annotation of a GenBank genome assembly.